AUGGCCGGCGCCUUCAGUGGCCACUUGGUCGAUUCGUUCAACCAAAGCAUGGCGUCGACAUCUGGAAACAUAUCCUUCAAUCCCAAUAUGCACGGCACGCAAGCAAACCAGUCAUUCAAUCUGUUCACACAGAGCUCAAUGUUCAGCGAGGCGGCGUCAGAGGCGACAAUGAUGAAAAUCGCGGCUCUACAGGCCAAGCUGAACCAGAAACUCGGUCCAGAGUAUAUCUCGCAACGACCCGGAGGUGGCGGUCAACGAUUGACGUACGCGGAGGGUUGGAAGAUCAUAAACCUAGCGAACGAAGUGUUUGGGUUCAAUGGGUGGAGUACGAACAUUAUCAGCUUGACAACCGACUUUAUCGAUCAGAGCGAGGGAGGCACGAAGUUUAACAUCUGCGUUACGGCGAUUGUGAGGGUGACGCUGAGGGAUGGGGUCUACCAUGAAGAUACUGGAUGUGGGACGGUGGAGAAUAUCAAGAGCAAAGCUCAAGGACUGGAUAAGUGUAAGAAAGAGGCUGUAACAGACGCUGUUAAACGUGCACUUCGCAACUUUGGAAACUUGAUGGGCAAUUGCCUGUAUGACAAGUCGUAUACGCAAGAAGUCGUGAAGAUCAAAGUACCGCCCGCCAAGUUCGACAAAAGCCAGCUUCAUCGAAGGCCCGAGUUUGAAGAAGGAAAUUCUGCAGGUUCAUCAACGUCCACAAGUACAACUGCUAGCACGUCGUAUUCAACUUUGUCUGCAAGACUACCUCAGAACCAGCAGCAACAACCGCAGACUAACCAGUACCAGCGGGCUCCUCCUGCACCUCCUCAGGUUAAAACCGAACCCCAACCUCAAAGCGGGUUUGGGAACAGGCCGUCUGAUCCCAAAGGCAAGGCGCCAAUACAGCCACAUAUGCCCCCGCCCAAUGGCCCUGCAAAUGUGUCCCGACUGCCACCGCCUCUUGAGGCGAAAUCCGAUAACAGGCGGGUUUCGUUUGCAAAAGCCCCCGCUCCUCCACCUAAUGGCAAUAGUUCAGUGACUCUGGGAACAAGCUCUUCUGACCGUGAUGAGUUUGACUCUUUCCAUGGGUUCUCCGACGACGAUGCUCUCUUCGCUAGCGUCAAUCUCGAGGAUUUGGGUCGCCCAAUCGGAGACGAUGAUCUGGGACGGCCGAUAGCAGAAGAGGCAGACAUGGGGAGACCUUUGGACUACGACGACGAUCCUCCAGCACAGGCCGCAGCUCCUGAACCAGCACAUCCUGUGUCAAGACCGCAGCAGGGAGCAAGACCCACCAAAACAAGACUCGAGGCCAUUAUUGCAGCGCAACUGGAGCAGAAGCAGCACGAGGAAGUAGGGGCGAGUUCGAAUAAUGCUGUUGCGGGGCGAUUCACUAUACCACCAGGGGGCCAUUCGGUCAACAACCGAGCGUCGUUCGGAACGACAGUGACGAACGAGAACAGGAACCCUAACACCAAUCAGAUUCAUGGCGGCAACAACAACAGCACCAAGAAUAUCGAGGGUGUGAAGCAGAGCACGGCGCCGUCCAUGGGCGGGUUCCAGUUCCCUCCCGGUAUGCCCAAUCCACUUCAAUCAUCAAACGGGCCAGGGAUUGGGAUGAAACGACCGGUCGAUAUGAUGUCCAGCAGUAUCAAUCGUGGUUCUCGUCCGGGCAUGGGCCUGCAGCAAGCGCAACAGAACUCUUCAAACGGACGGCAAGUGCUGGGACGGCUUGAUAACGGUGACGGUGGAGACAUAAAGAGAAUGAGACGAUGAUCGAUGAUCUCGCUUCAUUUUGGUUUUUCGUUCUGCAUUAGGGGACCGCUGGAUGCUUUCUCUUUUCGAUGGGUUUCGUUACCGUUUGCUUUGACUUUGCAUGACCAUUGUAUUCAUUCUGUUCACCGUUACCUCUCCAUGGUUGUUUUAUUUUCGUCUGCUGUCGCAACGUUGUAGUAGUAGUAGUAGUAAUAUUAUACAAGAGUUCAUCG
This is a messenger RNA of Coprinopsis cinerea okayama7#130, 1967 nucleotides long. RefSeq names its product RAD52 DNA repair protein RADC. The coding region runs from base 1 to 1755 and encodes 584 amino acids. NCBI's taxonomy places the organism in Eukaryota, Fungi, Basidiomycota, Agaricomycetes, Agaricales, Psathyrellaceae. The record is from RefSeq and is a predicted model, not a curated record. Gene Ontology annotation, biological process: double-strand break repair via homologous recombination; DNA recombinase assembly; mitotic recombination. The transcript is spliced from 3 exons. Gene Ontology annotation, cellular component: nucleus.